This is a messenger RNA of Limulus polyphemus (Atlantic horseshoe crab), 1785 nucleotides long. RefSeq names its product solute carrier family 35 member F1-like. The coding region runs from base 1 to 1104 and encodes 367 amino acids. Gene Ontology annotation, molecular function: transmembrane transporter activity. NCBI's taxonomy places the organism in Eukaryota, Metazoa, Arthropoda, Merostomata, Xiphosura, Limulidae. The record is from RefSeq and is a predicted model, not a curated record. Gene Ontology annotation, cellular component: membrane. The transcript is spliced from 7 exons. Gene Ontology annotation, biological process: transmembrane transport.
AUGGCUUUUCCUCAGAGUGCAAGCUUCUUUAUCACUCAGAGCUUCCUCACGUAUGUACUUCUGUGCACGGUGUUCACCACUUGGCUAGCAUGCCGCUCGGGUGACCAGGGGCUCAUCCCUGUCCUGCGCAAUCGCGGAUGGAAAUAUUUCCUGGUAGCAGCAGCCGAUGUGGAGGCUAACUUUUUGUUGGUCAAGGCGUAUCAAUACACGUCGCUGACAAGUGUCCAACUUUUAGACUGUUUUACUAUUCCCGUGGUGCUGGCUCUCUCAUGGAUAUUAUUGAAGGUCCGUUACAAAAUAGUUCAUAUUUUAGGAGUAGGUGUCGCUCUGCUCGGAGUUGGGUGUCUCGUCUGGGCCGAUUUGGAAGAAGACAAAACUUCCCAGAUCGCUAGCAAUAGACUUUUAGGAGACAUGUUAUGUCUCACUGGUGCUGCCCUCUAUGGGGUGUCUAAUAUUGCUGAGGAAUUUGUUGUCAAAACUUAUAACCGAGUAGAAUUCCUAGGGAUGCUAGGACUCUUUGGAAGCGUUGUAAAUGGAAUCCAGUUAGCUAUUUUAGAAAGAACGGAAUUAGCUGUGAUAAACUGGGAAGAGUGGGAAGAGGUGUCUUUCCUACUGGGGUAUACAAUGUGCCUAUUUUUCCUCUACGUCACUCUGCCGAUCGUGAUAAAGAACGCCAGUGCCACUGCAGCCAAUCUGUCCCUUCUCACAGCUGAUUUUUAUAGUCUUCUAAUAGGAAUUUACAUCUUUAACAAUCAGUUCCACUGGCUAUACGUGCUCUCCUUCUUCCUCUUUUUCAUCGGUGUUUUAAUCUACUGUCUUCAACCAACGCCUUUGGGAACUGCUCAGUAUCGAGAAAUCUCUGUUACGGAAUUACAGGGCGACUUGGAACUUGCCAAUCAGACGCCUUGUAGCACCAACACUUAUAAUUCUAUUGGUUCUGCUAGAGAUAGUCCCGGGUUUGAACACAUCGAGGAUAGUGAACGGACUAAGAGCAUGACAGUGGUAUCUAUUUCACAUGCAGUAAGUGUUCACGCUGCUGAUGAAGGAGAAAGAAGCGCCAAACGGAAUGGCAAUGCCAGGUUUCCAUAUGAAAACACGUGUUGAUACACUAUAGAUGGUUCUUCUAAGAUAGCACAAAGUCGCUGUUGUUGUUGUUAUUUAAAAAAAAAAGAAACCGACAGAAAGUUCACCAAUUGUGUUGACUUUUAAACUUUCUCGAGUGAAAGAAAAAUAUAGUUAUUAGUUUUUGUAGCUUAUAUCUCUGGUCUACAUUCGGAGCAAAGUUUACAGAGACCUGAAUUUUAUAAUAAAAGCUAAUUAGCUACUGAACACGUUAGAUCACUUUACGAACAAUAAACUAUGUUAAGGAUUUAAAGCUCGUGUGGUAAUGAAUCGUGUUGUUUCUUCCCCCAAAGUCGGGAUCAAUAUUUACUGAACGUUGAAUGUUAAAACGAUAACAUUAGUGACCAUCUUUGAUUCAUAACCUUGAAAUGAAGCAAGUACUUGCUACUUUAAGGACCUGAAUUAAUUCAUACAUCUAGUCGUUCACAAAAUACUGUAAUACGUUCUUUGGAAAAAGCCCUCAAGUGUGAGAUUUAGGACUGACUUGUUUUUAAUUAGAAUGGUACAUGUGUCAUGGUAAAUGAUUCGUUAAUUCAGAUUAUUUGUUUUAAAUACCUGUUUUCAAAUAAUACUUUUUGUUUUUGCAUAACACUCCUGUGUUUAUUUCAUGCCAAACAUUCGCGUCAUCGAGAUCAGUGAUUUUAGAAAUGGAGUUUCUGCCAA